GCGAGCCAUUCCACGAUGCCACGCCGACUGUCCUUGUGCCCAGGCCCCACCGUGGCCCCCGUCCCUUUCGGAGACCUCCUGGAAGAGGUGGGCAGCACCGGGCUCUUCCAGCUCUUCUCCACCGUCCUGCUCUCCAUCCCAGUCUUGCUUCUCGCCAGCCACAACUUGGUGCAGAAUUUCAGUGCGGCCUCGCCGGAGCAUCGCUGCCACCUGGUCCAGCUCAACGCCUCUCGGAUCGGUCAAGACGCACAAUCCGAUAUUUGCCAAAGUUUUGUCAUAAGGCAGUCUUCUCCCGACGCCAAUGGAUCCACGCCAUGCCACAACGGAUGGGAGUAUGACCGCAGCGUCUUCACCUCCACCAUUGUGACCGAGUGGGACCUCGUGUGUCACCUACAAUCCCUCAAAAGCCUGGCACAGUCUCUCUUCAUGGCGGGUGUUUUGGUGGGCGCCUUCAUCCUCGGAGAUCUCUCAGAUAGGUUCGGCCGCCGCCUUAUCCUCAUCUGGUCCCUUCUGCUGGUAGCCGUCAUGGGCUGCGCGGCUGCUUUCUCCCAAAACUUCGCGGCCUACUGCGUCUUCCGGUUCCUGAGUGGAGUGGGCAUCUCGGGCUUCCUCCUGAACUACAUCUGCCUCAGUCUGGAGUGGGUUCCCACUAAACACAGGGCGACGGUGGUCUCUGCGCAGAGCUAUUGCAGUACGGCCGGCCAGUUGCUCCUCGCAGGGCUGGCGUACGGUAUCCGCAACUGGCGUUGGCUGCAGCUGGCGAUUUCUGCCCCAUUCUUCUGCUUCUUUGCCUAUUCCUGGUGGCUUCCAGAAUCAGCUCGGUGGCUCCUCAUGAACAACGAGCAUGAAGCGGCCUUGAGGAACCUCAAACUGGUGGCCAGGAUCAACGGGAAAGCAGCAGCUGGCAACAAGGUGGUCCUGGAGGUGGGUGAAAUUCAGCAAAUAAAUGUCGAAGCGCAUGUAUUCGUUGUGCAGAUUGGGUUCGCCAACAAACGACCUCUUUCUUCCCAGAUGCUGGAGACUCAAAGAGGGGGCAAAUCUCCGCACUCCUGCCUGGACCUUUUCCGCACACCGGGACUGAGACGCAUCAGUUGUUGCCUCAUGUUCGUCAGCUUCUCAAUGAACAUGUCCUACUUUGGCCUGGCCAUGGAGCUCUCCGUGUUCGGACUCAAUGUCUUCCUGGUUCAGCUCUUCUUUGGGGCCAUCGAUCUGGUGGCCAAGAUGGCUUGCGCCCUGAUGCUCACGUUCUUCGGCAGACGAACAAUCCAAGCCGUCUCCCUCAUUCUUGCCGGAACGUUCCUCUUGCUCAGCCUCCCAGUGCCUGCUGAAAUGUCAAUGGUGCGCCUUUCCUUUGUGGUGUUGGGAAAAGGAUGCCUCGCAUCUGCCUCCAUGUGCCUUUAUCUCUAUGGGGGAGAACUCUUCCCUACAGUCAUCAGGCAAACAGGCACCAGCUUCCUCACCGUAAUGGCGCGCCUGGGCGGGAUCGUGGCUCCGGUGGUGCUGAUGGCUGGUAGCUACCAGCCCUUCCUGCCUCUGUUGAUUUUUGGUGUCACUCCCAUCAUCUCCGGCGUUUGUGCGGGCUUCCUUCCCGAAAUGCUCAAUGUCCCACUCUUGGACACAGUGGAAGAAGUGGAGGAAAGAGCCAGACAGAAAUCCAAAGGACAGACGAGAAAGAUUGAAGUUCACAUCAUCAGCUCCACUCGCCUUUGAGUUUCAUUAAGAGGCAAAUCCAGAACUCUUUUGGGACAAAACCAGAUUGUGCUUCGCCUCCCUUUAUAAGGGACUUGACAAUCGGGAAAAGAGCCAAUAAAGACACUGAAAAAGUCCAGGAUUUUCUAUACCUUGGCUCGGUUCAAAAUGGUAAUUGCAAAGAAGAAAUCAGAAGAGAAAGAAAGCUUCGGAAGAAGGAGACAAGUGUCAAAAAUAUCACUGAAUAUUACAGUUAAAUAUUUCUAUGCCAGUGUAUUUCCCUUUUCUACAUACGAACAAUGAGGAAAGCUGGACAGUUGGAUUUUUUCCUUUGCAUUUUUUCCUAUGCUGCAUUUAUUGUUGAACAAUUUUUUUUAACAUUUAUUAUAUACUGUACAGUAGUUCUCAUCACAAACUAGCGUAACCAGACAAACACUCAAUGGUAUGUACAUUUACCAAUACUGUGUGCUCUGGUAGGCAGGCUUCCAAAUAAAAACUUUGCUAGGUCUUACUUU
This is a messenger RNA of Anolis carolinensis (green anole), 2204 nucleotides long. Its product is annotated as solute carrier family 22 member 6-A-like. Bases 16 to 1710 code for a protein of 564 amino acids. Gene Ontology annotation, molecular function: transmembrane transporter activity. Gene Ontology annotation, cellular component: membrane. Gene Ontology annotation, biological process: transmembrane transport. Lineage: Eukaryota; Metazoa; Chordata; Lepidosauria; Squamata; Anolidae. The record is from RefSeq and is a predicted model, not a curated record. The transcript has 9 exons.